Molecule: messenger RNA, 1668 nt
Organism: Penicillium macrosclerotiorum
Lineage: Eukaryota; Fungi; Ascomycota; Eurotiomycetes; Eurotiales; Aspergillaceae
Product: class I adenylate-forming enzyme family protein
Exons: 5
Coding region: 1-1668 (555 amino acids)
Biological process (GO): fatty acid biosynthetic process
Molecular function (GO): very long-chain fatty acid-CoA ligase activity
Source: RefSeq, a predicted model, not a curated record
AUGGCAGACAAGAAACUUGCGCUCAUCCUGGAAGAGGAUGGGGGAUUUCCCAAUGACGCCAUUUUUGCAACAAAUCUCAUUCCUGUUGCGCGCGAAAUCAAGCGAGCUGUUUUUCAUGACCCCGCGAAAGACCUGAAUGUGACUUACGACCAGUUCUUGACCGAUGUUGUUUACAUGCGACGUCAGUUGAAGGCGCAUCUCUCGUCAUUUAUCGAUCCUCAGAAUGGAUCUAUGUUUGCAGAGCCUGUACUGAUCUGUACGCUCGCUCCGGCAAACUAUGAAUUUGCAGUGGCAGCGUUCGCGAUCCUGGCGCUCGGUGCAACAAUUGUACCCUUGCCAACCAACACAACUCCUGCCCUUGUCUUUCACCACCUUCGCAAAAGUCCAGUCAAAUACAUCCUCGCGGGAUCCGAUUUUCUGGACCAAGCGAACGAGUUUCAAGCCUAUGCAAACCAAAACUUCCUUCCAGCUGUCCAGGUCGAGUCUAUCACUGUUCACAAUGAGUGUCCAGAUUCACUGUGGGAUCUUCCGCACGUGAACAUUGCCGAGAAUCUUACAUUCCCUGAAUCUCGCCCGGGUAUUGUCUUCUUCUCGUCGGGUUCAACCGGUGUUCCCAAAGGUGUUAUACACAACCGGGGUUUCUUCUAUAACAUGCCUCGCCUGGCGCCUGACGAAAGCUUCCUUGUGCACCGUCCGGCCAGUUGGCUCGCUGGAACCAUGCCACUGGCAUCCGCAGUCCUUGGGGGCGCACGGGCCGAGAUUAUUGACCCGGCGUCGCCGCCUGAAGCAUUCUGGGAGCGGUUGCGAACUGACAAGAUCACAACGCUGAUGACGACGGUUGUACUUUGGGAGAAGAUGGCUCGGUACUACAAGCACAAUCUGGAAGCUCAUCCAGAUCGGGCGCAGUAUGUGGCGGGGCUGCACAACCUGCGCACCGCUCUUAUCGGUGGGAGUGUGCCUGUGCCGUCGUUGUUGAAGUUCUAUAGUGAGGAGUUCAACCUACAGCUUGGGAUCGCGUAUGGGUCCACAGAAACGGGCAAGAUAGUUUCACUUUUGCCUCCGGGAGUACAGGUCGAGGAGAAUCGCUGCAUUGGUAAGCCUCUGUCCCCGCAGAACCCAUUCAAAUUGUCCGAUGGAGAUCGAGGUGAGCUUCUUAUUGGAGGAAUCACAACAUUGCUUGGAUAUAUCAACGACGAAGCCGCGAUCCGAGCGGUGCUUGAUGACGAGGGAUACCUGCGAACUGGAGACCUAGUCCACAAGACAGGCGAGUUCUACUUCUUCGAUGGCCGGGCAUCUGUUGAUUUCAUCAAAACCCCUGGAGGCCCCGUGCCUGUCGUACAACUCGAGGAGGCUGUGCAGACGCUUGAGUAUUUCAAGGAAACCUACGUUGUUCCAGUAGAAGAUCAAGUUGUCGGUCGACGAGUUGGAGUGCUCGCUAGACCUCGAGAUGCGUCAGUCAGCCUGGCGAAGUUACGGGAAGAUCUGGCAUCUCUCGUGGCACCUCACAUGCUCCCCAGUGCUUUCCGAAUCUUGGAAACUGAUGAUACGAUUCCGCUAACGUACACUGAUAAGGUGUCGAAGAAGGAUAUCAUGAAAAAGUUUUUCUUGUGCGACUCGGAGGGAAAGCUGCCGAGCGUUGUGGAGUUGAUGGACCUUGAAUUUCAAUAA